Molecule: messenger RNA, 765 nt
Organism: Saprolegnia parasitica CBS 223.65
Lineage: Eukaryota; Oomycota; Saprolegniomycetes; Saprolegniales; Saprolegniaceae
Exons: 6
Coding region: 1-765 (254 amino acids)
Biological process (GO): peptidyl-lysine monomethylation
Molecular function (GO): protein-lysine N-methyltransferase activity
Source: RefSeq, a predicted model, not a curated record
AUGCUCAACCACUACCGGCCCCGCGAAACGAGCUGGACCUUUGACGACGAUGCCAACGGGUUUACGAUCACGGCGCUGCAUGGCAUUGCCGCUGGCAACCAAGUCUACGACUCGUACGGCAAAAAGUGCAACCACCGGUUCCUUCUCAACUAUGGGUUCGCCGUGCCCGACAACACGGAAGAAGACGGACGCAAUCCCAACGAGGUUCUCUUCCCGCUACAGCUCUUCGAGAACGAGCCUUCGUCGCUCUAUGGCAAGAAGCAACGGUACCUCCACGACAGCGGUGUCUACUCGAUGGACACGCGCUUCAGCACGUACCACGGCGACGCCAACACGCGCGAAGGACUGAGUUUUCUGCGACUCAUUGUCGCGACCGAGUUGGAGUUCGACGCGUUCUCGGUGCAGACGCCGGCGCACGCGAUCCCGCCCAUUUCGCUCGAAAACGAGGUGCGCGUGCUCAAGCACAUUGCGGCCCUCGCCACUGUGCAGCUGUUCCAAUAUGCCACGACACUCGAACAGGAUAGGGUUGCCGUCGCGCAAUGUCCCGUCUUCUCCAACCAAGCGCAGGCGCUGCAUUUCAUCAUGGGCGAGAAGCGCGUGUGCUUGUACUACCAAAGCAUGGCCUACGACGUCGCGCCGCUUUGGACGCAGCCGCAUGACGUCAUCCGAGCGCGCGUCGCCGCCGAGUUCGAGUCCGAGGACGACCCCAAAAGCCGAUACGUCGACGACGUCACGGCGUUUCUGCUCGGCGAUUCAUUCGAGUAG